AUGGGACACAAAGGCGGACUUGUGGUGCACUUGAUCUGGAUCUGGAUCAGUUUCAAUGAACUCUGCUCAGCGGCAGAACUCAAGGCGUCCCCGCUGAAGCGAGCCGCAUCCACGGAUCGUGUGGCCAAUUUGACCCGACAGCACGGAGGUGAUGUUUUCGAUGCCUACGAUUUGUCCGAGUGCAGCGCAGAUGUUUGCAUCGGGCUGUCCAGUGGCACUGCGGCUCUGUUCAAGAGUUACAUCAAAGAAAUCGAUAUGUCGGCGAAAUCGGACCUGAUGAAUUGCAAAUGCCAAUGCUUGCCGCAUUUGUCCACUUACCGCGAAGACGCCGGAAUCUGCGUGGACGAUAUUCACGAAUGCACCCUGGCACCGUUCGUUAGCGGUUCAUCAACGGAGAAGAUACCAUUUGUGUUCCUGCCUCUGCGCGGCCAGAUUAUUCAUCCCAGUCGCGAAAUCAAUUUCCCAGGCAUCCUCAAUCCAAUAUGCGCCGUGACGGGAUCUCAGUACCUCACCAAGACCGGCUGGUCAGAGCUGCGCAAUCCCAUCGAUACCGAUGUCCCCUUUGCACUCUUCCGCGACGAGGGACGGACGUUCUUGCAGUGGGCCGGAGAGGCGGAAUUACGGCUCCGAAUGCAGGGGCGGCUUAUCUUGGUGCAUUUGCUGUGUCGCGAUAUGACUCCUCCGGCCGUACUUUUCAUUGCAGUCGCAUCUGUGGACGAUGAUUUACUGCCGAACCAGAAUAUCUUCACACCUUGUGUGGCUUUUCGCGUCGUUGGAACACCAAUUAAGCAUGUGAAUAACGUUACCGAAGUCUCAUUCCAGUCUGAAUCGUCCACCUCAUCUAGCUCUGAAGGUCUCACCACUCGAGAAUAUGUCGUCAUUGGUCUCUGUAGUCUUCUGUUGGGUCUCAUAUAUGUGGCGUCCGUGUUCCUCUAUCUGCACAUGAAGAAGCGCAAGAACCAGAGUCCAAAUGGCUCACUUGGAGGACACACGAUGAAGAACAACGAACUCACUUUCCCACCCAAUGAUCAGGUGACUUACGGACCAGGAUUCCACCGGAACGGCAGCUCUAGCAUCUACGGAAGCAAGUCCUACUCACCCAGGAAUCAGGGGAACAACAUGAGGAACGUCACUGGAGGAAAUCUCGUAGGUGAGGAGAUGGGUAUCAUCAAGAGCAAUCCUCUGCUCAAACACUUCCCCAAUCUCAGCGACAAUUCGGGCUUCAUGAGUGAUCAAUCCAAUUCCAACUCGGAAUUCGACGAAGAUCUCCCACAGAUUGACAUUGAGAAGACUCAGGCCACAAUUCAUCUGGCUUCUGGAAGGAAUUCCCCAAAAUGUGGCGAUGAAGCUCACGAGAAUUCGUCAGGCACUCAAGACACGGAGAGAAUUCCCGAGGAAAAUGUCUCUAUAGUGGAAGACAUGUCGGCAGAGGACAAACUAGAGAACAUGAAAGCCAUAGUAAAUGGCACGAUCAGGAGGAAAUUGUACUUCAAUCCUGCUUACUUCGAACCCGAUCUCUUGGUUUCUCCUCCUCCAGCUGCCCUGGAAUUCCUCCACAAGAUCCGAGAAGUUAUCACGAUAGCCAAAUUCAAGAUGGCAACGAAGAAGUUUCAACCCUCACUUGAAGCUUUGCCUGAAGAGUUGCAGAACGGAUCGGAGAUCUACUAUGGCAGAUCGGGAGCGGCGUCAAGCAAGAAGAGUAGUGUUAUGGGCACUGGAAAGAAGAAGCCUCCGUGCUCAGGAUGUCCAGGAUGCGAGACUGCCUCUGUGUCUUCAGCCAAGCAAGCGCCUUUACCACAAUUGUCAUCGACUCCAGACGAUGGCAAUUGCAGAAACUGCGGCGACAAAAGGAACAGCAUCAGGAAGUGGCUAGAAGGAGUGUCUUCGGGUGUUAACGAAGAAAGCCCAAUUUCAGAUACUGAAAAGAAGGACUCCGAUGUAGGAGAAAAGGGAACAAAGACGACGGAAUUGGUGAAGAAGAACCUUAAACAUCUAGGAAGCGAAAGCUCAUCCAGUUCAGAUUCUGAUACUAUCAAAGCGAAUAGCAUUAAGAGCACAAAGAGACGCGCUCCUCCGAUUCCGCCCAAUCCACCUCGAGUCAUCAACAGACCGACAAGGAUUGAGAAACCCUCUGUGGAGUUGUACAAUAAGAUUGCCAAAUCGGAGAUCUACAACAAUCCUCAGUUCCUACAAUCGAGCCCAGAACUGCCGCCCAAGAAUCCACAUCCGUCGAGGCCGUUGAAUCGUGGUCACAGGAAGCAGCACAUGGAAGUUCAGGAUCAGUAUGCAAGUGUGUCAGCUCUCAACGUGCAAGUAAGGAAACAGGAGAUGCUAAAGAAUAUGCCAGACAUGGUAUAUGAAGCCUUAACCAAGGAUUCUCGCUAUCGAACGCAAACUAUUGAGAGUCCUUUCGGCACUCUCAAGCUUCCCACGCCUGAUUACACCGAUGAAGAUUACCAAGCGCAUGUCUUUAGGAAGCCCGGAGAUUCCCCUUCAGUUCCCACUCCAGAUUACCACAGCUUAUCUCGCAUUAGGAACAAGAACUUCCCGCCAGGAUCGCCAAUAUAUGCUCGCAAGUCACCGCACUACUUGAUAGUGGAUUACGAAACGGACAGCUUAGAGAGAGCACCUUGCAACAGAAAGAAGACAUUCUCUUCCCCAUCCUCGUCCAAUAGCAGCAGUGACUCCCAACCAAGUCCUUCGUUAAGUGCUGCGCUGCCUCUUGAGGAGGAAGUGGAGAUGCGAAACGCAGUUUAUGACAAGGUGGAGGGGUUUAGAAAGGACACAAUUGGAAAUGUGGGGAAGAACAAGAAGAAGACUGACUACUCUCUGGUGUCUGAAGUCUAUGUCGGAAGCACCGCGUUCUCCAGUCGCAGCAGGCAAAGCUCAAAGAUCAAAUACAACGUGCCUUACGCUGGAAGCAUGACCAUCGAAUUGGAUCCCAGUCCUGAUGAAUACGAUCUGUCCACGGACAGUGAUCAGUUCGAACCCGACACUCUGGACAGGAAACCAAAGAGGAAUCAAGCGCCUCAAAAUCCCAACAUCACAGCCUGGAAUAAUCAUUUGGUGAAAUCUUCAGAGUUCCUCAACAGUCCCGAUAAUAAUGUCAAUUAUUCCUCUCUCGAAAAUAUGACCUCUCUUCCGGACCUGAAUCACAUGCAACAGCGACAGAACCAGUUGGUUUUGAAAACCACUGGUUCUUUCAAAAGUGACACGAUCAGUCCGAUCUCUGGCAAUUUGAUCAGUGGCCCCAAGACCUUUGGCAGCCUGAGGGAAAUCUACAAGGCAAAGACUCAGAAGAAUCUUCAACGGCCAGCCUUGACCAACAUAGACUUCAUGGAGAAGGGAAAGCUACUAACACUUGAGGAGAGGCAUGCGAGAAGACAGAGGUCAAUGACAGAGAAUACGCUGAAUAAGAAGAACAAACUUUUGCCACCCGACGUAAUUCCCUACAAUUCCCAUUAUGACCAUCCCAAGCCACCGGUCGCGGUUUCUCCGAGUCACACGAUGGCAAAAAACCUGACGGUCUGGAACUCGGAGGAAUUCAGCGGAGCCGAUCAGAGUUGUCAGGAGGAGACUUUCGAGCACGACACCGACACGUACGAGACGAGGAGCACGAAUAGCGAAACCACUGAAUUCACCGGCGUUUCAGAGACCAUUGCUAACUCGGAAUUCGAACACGAUCGGCGGAUUCUGGCCAACAAUCUCGAAUAUCCCACCACGAAGGAGUACACGACCAUCAACAAGCUGUCCAGAUUCUACGACAACAACGACUACAUCGCGGAGAACGACGGAUGCUACAUCAACAAGAUGGAAGGGAAGCCAGUGGACAUCAUGGACACGUACAUGACGAUUGAAGAAGUGGCGGAGAAGAAGAGCAGCGACUCUGAGAAGAUGGAUGAUAUCAAGGAAGAGAGUGAAAUUGAUCGGAUCGAAGUGAUCAGCACCAACUCAAUCAAGACCAAUUCCUCCAAGCAAAGCACUCUCAAGUCGGCCAAAUUCACAUCAAAUCUCAUGAACUUAAAGGAGCACUCGAACUUGCAAGCUCCAAAGAUUUUCAGGGUGGAGAUCAAUCCUGAGAGUGAUGCCAUGAAGCUCGCGAUGGGAAUGCGCGAUCGUGCCAAAAAGUCCAAGGACAUCAAGAAUGCCUGGAAGAGAUUUGUCAGCAUGGCGAGCUCGAAGCUGAGAGUGAGCAGUCCAACGAAGCCUGACAUCAAGUUCAAUUUCGUGGACGAAAUAGAAGUUGUCGAUCGCGAUGAGGGCAUUUCUUCGCUGAUCGACGAAAACAUGAAUGAGAACAAGACUGCGAUGCAAAUCUCACCACCGCAAUCGCGCCGGAAGGCCGAACCUGACAGUGGUUACAUGAGUGCCGAUUCCAAUGAAUCGAAAGCUUUUAACCGGAAGUACUACGAUCGCUUCAACUUCAAGGCAAUCGAGGACAAGAUCAACGAAGCUUCCUACAUCGACAUCGUGGAGUGUCCUGAGCCUGAGGCUGAGCAUCAGUACUCAAUGAUUCAGGAGCACACCAACAAGAUUACACUCGAGAUUACAGACAAUGCCAAUGAGGAGCAGAAUAACCACUCGAUCGUGGAAGUUGGAGAGGACAUUGAUGAUGAUACAGAACGAUACAGUAGCGGAUUAUCGACCUCUGAGGAGGAAAGUGACGACGAUGCGGAUGAAUUGUGCGAAUCUGGAGCUGAAAGUGUGGAAACGCAUUCGGUCUUCUUCAAGCAAAUGCGUCAGUAGUCAAAUUUAGGGAAUUGUUUAAUAGAAAAUUAA
This is a messenger RNA of Phlebotomus argentipes, 4779 nucleotides long. RefSeq lists its product as uncharacterized. The transcript has 8 exons. NCBI's taxonomy places the organism in Eukaryota, Metazoa, Arthropoda, Insecta, Diptera, Psychodidae. The record is from RefSeq and is a predicted model, not a curated record. Gene Ontology annotation, cellular component: cell cortex. Gene Ontology annotation, biological process: imaginal disc-derived wing hair organization.